AUUGAAGUCACACGUGCUUCUAUAUAGGUUUGUAAUGAUCGAAGAAGAAACUGAAAGAAAGGGAUCAUGUCGGAAGAAGCUGUAGUAAUGGAGAACAAGCAGGUUAUAUUCAAAGGCUACAUAGAUGGAGUUCCUCACGAAACCGACAUGGAAUUGAAGGUCUCCAAAAUAGACCUCAGUAAGGUUCAGGGAUCAGGAUCAGGAUCAGGAUCCAUCCUCGUCAAGAAUCUUUAUCUCUCUUGCGACCCUUACAUGCGCGGUCGCAUGCGUGAUUUCCGUGAAUCUUAUAUUCCCCCCUUUGUUCCUGGCCAGGCGCUUGAAGGAUUCGGGGUAUGUAAAGUUAUACACUCUGAUAAUCCGAAUUUCAAGCCUGGGGAUUACAUUUCUGGAUUUACGGGCUGGGAGGAGUAUAGUUUGAUCCAAAAAACUGAGCAGUUGAGAAAAGUCCAACCAGAUGAUCACAUUCCUCUCUCCUUCCAUAUCGGUCUUCUUGGAAUGCCAGGGUUUACUGCUUAUGCAGGAUUUUACGAGGUGUGCACGCCGCAGAAAGGAGAAUAUGUUUUUGUAUCAGCUGCAUCAGGUGCUGUAGGGCAGCUAGUAGGCCAACUUGCCAAGCUUCAUGGCUGCUAUGUAGUUGGAAGUGCUGGCUCAAAGGAAAAGGUUGACCUCCUAAAGAACAAGCUUGGAUUCGACGAAGCUUUUAACUACAAGGAAGAAUCGGACCUGAAUGCAGCUCUACAAAGGUAUUUUCCGCAAGGAAUUGACAUAUACUUUGACAAUGUGGGUGGGGAAAUGCUUGAUGCUGCACUACUCAACAUGAGGAUUCAUGGUAGGAUUGCAGUUUGUGGGAUGGUGUCUCAGCAGAGCCUUUCUAAGCCCAAAGGGAUUUACAACUUAAUGAAUCUUAUAAUAAAGCGCAUCAAGAUGCAGGGGUUUUUGCAGAGCGAUUACUUGCACUUGUAUCCGCGCUUCUUGGAAGAAGUUUCCAGAUACUACAAGGAAGGAAAGAUUGUUUACAUUGAAGACAUGAAUGAAGGCUUGGAAAGUGCUCCAUCCGCUUUUGUUGGACUUUUCCUUGGCAAGAAUGUUGGCAAACAAGUCAUUCGUGUCGCCCAUGAAUGAAUGAUCACUUUUCAUGCUUACUAUGUUGUAAUCAUAUAUAUAUAUUCAUUGAAAAUUUGUUGGGUGAACUUGACAAGCUGAGAGAGAGACAGAGAUUCUACCAUCCUAGCAAAAUUCUUGCUCCAUAGUGUUUGUGUAAUGUGCUAUUGCCUUUUAUACAAAGCCUUAUUUUCUCAAGUCGCUACCAAAAAAUAAUUGUGUAUUACCUUUCAUUGAAUGAGAUUGAUCUUCGCACA
Messenger RNA from Arachis stenosperma, 1358 nucleotides. Its product is annotated as 2-alkenal reductase (NADP(+)-dependent). The record is from RefSeq and is a predicted model, not a curated record. Bases 67 to 1122 code for a protein of 351 amino acids. The transcript is spliced from 5 exons. Lineage: Eukaryota; Viridiplantae; Streptophyta; Magnoliopsida; Fabales; Fabaceae. Gene Ontology annotation, molecular function: oxidoreductase activity, acting on the CH-CH group of donors, NAD or NADP as acceptor.